Blepharisma stoltei is the source of this 4189-nucleotide messenger RNA. The record is from the annotation of a GenBank genome assembly. NCBI's taxonomy places the organism in Eukaryota, Ciliophora, Heterotrichea, Heterotrichida, Blepharismidae.
AUGAUGGAAUCAAAUAUAAAAUACAUCGGAGUCGGUAGAUCAGGAGAAGGUCUUAUAAUUGCUACCUAUGCAAAUGAUAGAAAUCUCAGAGAUACUCCACGUAGUGAGCUGCAACUUAAAUUUAAAUGAUUAAACUAGUCAUAAGCAGAGUGUCCGGAUGGUCCGGAUAUGGGAAGACCAUGUGGUAGGCAAAACCUGUCUAGCCCAUCCGGCAGGGACAGUAAAACCUACAGGGGUUUAAAAAAAAACUUCCCCCUUCGACAAGGCCCCAAACCUGAAAGCCUCCUUCAAAAAUGAACAGAGGCCCUAUUUUCAGCAUUAUCAGGAUGGAUCCUAUCUGCCCCAUAGGGCGUGCGCUUCGAAGUUCAACGUCACGAUUUUAUUCUAUCAUGAGCUGCAAGGAAUUCUUAUGAAUGAGUCAGAUGGCGAUUGGCGGACAAGAGUAGGAUCUGAGCAUGGAACAUGAUUUGCUAAAGGAGACUCAAAUAAAAUCUGUUAUCUUGUAUUGGCACGCAAUGGAUAUCCUGAUCGUUAUGCAACAGCUCUUCUUGACGAACUAGAGCGUCUGUUUACAAAUCAAGGAACUGACGUAUUAUUAACAUGCCCAGCAGAUGCAUAUACCAAAGUAAUGGGAGGAGAAAUGAGAAAUCUUGCAAUGAAAUAUGAAGAUCUCCGCAAUAUUGAUAAACUUUAUACUGUAUUCUGCAUUUUAUUAAAUUUAAUAUACAGAUUAUCUAUAAUAAUUCAUCAGUUUUCAGCAAAAUUUGCUGUUAAAAUCGGGAUGACAGGAAAAAACCCCUAGGGUUUUUUCCUGUCCCUUUUUUUUCUGAUGAAAAUGACUGAAAAGUAGAAUUCCUGGAAUUUUCCAGGAAAAAACCCCAACGGUAAUUUUUGAAAAAUUUGCAAACCGUACAGGAAAAAAAACCCAUCCUCAAAAAAGUCCAUUAUCGAAUUAAGGUCAUCAUAAGUAGAUAUAAAGCCACAAAAAUUCAACUGCAAAGACUAAUCACAUAAUCAAUUCUAAACUCUUAUUAUCAAAGAGAAAUGAAUAAAUUAAACAAAUAGCAUCUAAAUUAACACUUGAUUUCAACAGUAGUAAUUUUUUGAUUCUCAAAAACAGCAUGAAAAAAACCUUAAUAAAAAACAAAUCAUUAAUACAAUUGCAUAAGAGAGAGUCCUCAAAAUGAGUGAUAAUAUAGGAAAAUAGAUAUAUACAGCAAGAAUACAUCAAAUGCUUGAUUAUUAGAAUCAAAACUCAUAAUAAAAUAUAAUUGUUAUAUGAUAUUAAAAAGUAAAUAAAUAGGAAAAAAAAUUACAGGAAAAAACCCUCAUUAGAAAUUUUCGCUAAAAAUUUCCAGGAAAAACCCCUAGUGAUGUUUAGGUACCGAAAAAAUUGCAGGAAAAAACCCCAAUGGGUGGUAAAAUCCUGGAAAAUUCCAGGAAAAACCCCUGACUUUCCCCCAUUAUAUUUUUUUAUGUAAAAAGUUUUGAUAUAAGUUAAAUGUUUCUUCUUAACUAAAAUUAUGAUUUAGUUAUAUCUUGCUCUUCUUUAUAGAAGAGAGCAUAAAGAGCAUCUUAUUUAAAUAAAUUUAUAUCCUUAAUUGCUAAAUUUUUUAAAACAAUUUCAAUAUUUUUUUUAAAAAUUUUUAUUUUUUUAGAUAAAAAUAACAUUUUUUAUCUAAAUCAUUUUGAUAUAUAAAUUCAAUGCGAAUUCUUUAAAAAACCUCAAUAUUUAAUUUAUUUCUUGCUUUAGUUUAAGAAUAGAGUAUAAAUAACAUUUUAUUUAAACAAAAUAGCAUUUUGAUUAAUAAAUUUUCUAAAAUGUCUUUUAUCAAUAAAAAUAAUAAUUUUUGCGUAAAUAGUUUUGAUACCAAUUAAUAGUGUCACAUUAACUAAUAAUUAAAAUUUAGUUAUAUCUUGCUUUUUGUAAUGGAUAAUGACUAAAUAGCAUUUUAUUAAACAAAUUUAUUAAUCUAAUUCGAUAAAUUUUUGAUUAUUUUUUUUAAUUUUUUAUAAAUAAUUUUUUAAAAUUUUCUUAACCCCCUUUAAAAUUGGAACAAAAUUUUUUGUUCCAAUUUAAAGGGGGGGAGUGGGAAAGUUCGUUUGAAAAAUAAUAAUUUAAAAUCCUCUCAACUAAAAGGUUAAGAAAUCUAGCACCGUUUUAUAUAUAAAAAUUAAAAUACAAUAAAAAUAUGAAAUAAAAUGAGAUAAAUGAUUACGCUAUGAUACCAUUUAUCCCAUUUUACUAUUUCAACUAUUUCUCACAUAUUGUACCCAGCAGAUCUUUGCACUAGCUAACCUUGUAUCAUCAUGUACCAGCUCACCUUGUACCACCUAUAGCAUAUCUGAACUAGCUCAUCUUGCAUCAACCUGCAGCACAUCCUGCAUGGCUUGAAAACAUAUUUUGAUCUCUAUGAAACAAUACCUGAAGAGGUACAGUAGCUUUCUGAAAAGUCAAAAUGAAAAUAAUGGCAUUUUUAUGAGAAGUACAGAUUUGGCUUGACGAAUAUUUUCAAUAGAAUCCGUUUGUCUAGCCAAACGCUAGUUUAAAAUGAAAAUAGCAAACUUUAGCAGCUAAUAUUGUAUCCACCUGUGACAUAUCCUGUUUAGUUCAUCUUUAAUCAGCCUGCAGCGCAUCCUGUACUAACUCACUUUUUAUAAACCUGCAGUAUACUCACUCUGUACUAGCUCAUCUUGUAUGCACCUGUGACAAAUCCUGUACUAGCUCACCUUAUAUCAAACUGCAGCUAGGUUUAAGAGCUAAUAUAAUCAAGGUGUAACAAUACCUAGAGAGUAAAAGUAGUGAUCUAAAAAGAUAAAUUUAAAAAUGAUAAAGACCGCUUUCAUAAAAAAUUCACGUUUGGCUUGAUUAACAAAGCCUAUAGAAACUAUUUGUCAAACGUAAUCUGUAUUAUAUAAAAUUGAUAUUUAUCAUUAUCAUUUUGACAUAUCAGAUCGCUACUUUACCUCUUGAGGUAUUGUUUCAUAGAGAUCUAAAUGUGUUUUGAAGCUUUGCACCCGAUAAUAUAUUACUUUGCAUCACCUGUGAUUAAUCCUGAGCUCGCUCUUUCGCAAUCUAUAGCACAUCUUGCACUAUAUAGCACUAUAUAGCUCACCUUGCACCACCUGUGACACAUCCUGCACUAGCUCACCUUGUGCUAGAUGACUUAACCUUUUAGUGAAGGGUUUUUAAAUUAUUAUUUUCUAAAUGAAUUUUUAUAAUUUUCUCAGGGGUUUUUCCUGGAAUUUUCCAGGAUUUUACCACCAUUGGGGUUUUUUUCCUGCAAUUUUUUCGGUACCUAAACAUCACUAGGGGUUUUUUCCUGGAAAUUUUUAGCGAAAAUUUCUAAUGAGGGUUUUUUCCUGUAAUUUUUUUUCCUAUUUAUUUACUUUUUAAUAUCAUAUAACAAUUAUAUUUUAUUAUGAGUUUUGAUUCUAAUAAUCAAGCAUUUGAUGUAUUCUUGCUGUAUAUAUCUAUUUUCCUAUAUUAUCACUCAUUUUGAGGACUCUCUCUUAUGCAAUUGUAUUAAUGAUUUGUUUUUUAUUAAGGUUUUUUCAUGCUGUUUUUGAGAAUCAAAAAAUUACUACUGUUGAAAUCAAGUGUUAAUUUAGAUGCUAUUUGUUUAAUUUAUUCAUUUCUCUUUGAUAAUAAGAGUUUAGAAUUGAUUAUGUGAUUAGUCUUUGCAGUUGAAUUUUUGUGGCUUUAUAUCUACUUAUGAUGACCUUAAUUCGAUAAUGGACUUUUUUGAGGAUGGGUUUUUUUUCCUGUACGGUUUGCAAAUUUUUCAAAAAUUACCGUUGGGGUUUUUUCCUGGAAAAUUCCAGGAAUUCUACUUUUCAGUCAUUUUCAUCAGAAAAAAAAGGGACAGGAAAAAAACCCUAGGGGUUUUUUUCAGGACAACCCUUAAAAUCAGUUGAUUGCAGGAUAAAUUCCCAAGUCUUAGAAGUACAGAAUAUUGCACAAGCAGGAAUUCAACAAGUUUUACGAAAUACUGAAGCUGCUGAAGUGGUGUCUGCAAAAGCUCAAAGUUUAGAAGGUAACGCAAGAGUAUUUCAAAACGAUUCAAAAAGAUUAGAAAGAAUGAUGUAUUGGAGAAAGGUGAAAAUUAAUUGCAUUUUGAUUUUUGUAGUGAUUGCGAUUAUUCUUUAUAUCAUAAUACCAAUCAUAAUCACCCAAUCAAACAAGUAA